GGCCUGGGCGGAGAGGGAGGAAAACUUCCUGGCUGGGACUCUGGCGGUUUCUGCGGGCCAGCCAGCCCUCCGAUCCCGCCUACCAGAGCUGGCUCUUCCCGACCCCUCCCCCGGCGCCCCCAGUGUCCGCCAUGGCCAAAGCCUACGAUCACCUCUUCAAGUUGCUGCUGAUCGGGGACUCUGGGGUGGGCAAGACUUGUCUGAUCAUUCGCUUUGCAGAGGACAACUUCAACAGCACGUACAUCUCUACCAUCGGAAUUGAUUUCAAGAUCCGCACUGUUGAGAUAGAGGGGAGGAGGAUCAAACUGCAAGUCUGGGACACAGCUGGCCAAGAACGGUUCAAGACUAUAACUACCGCCUAUUAUCGAGGAGCCAUGGGCAUUAUCCUAGUAUAUGACAUCACAGAUGAGAGAUCCUUCGAGAAUAUUCAGAACUGGAUGAAAAGUAUCAAAGAGAAUGCCUCUGCCGGAGUGGAGCGUCUCCUGCUGGGGAACAAGUGUGACAUGGAAGGCAAGAGGAAGGUGUCGAAGGAGCAGGCAGACAAGCUGGCUCGAGAGCACGGCAUUCGAUUUUUUGAGACAAGUGCCAAAUCCAGCAUAAAUGUGGAUGAGGCUUUCAAUUCCCUGGCCCGUGACAUCUUGCUCAAGUCAGGAGGCCGGAGAUCGGGAAACCACAGCAAGCCCUCAAGCCCUGACCUGAAAACCUCUGACAAGAAGAACAGCAGCAAGUGCUCCCUGGGCUGAGGAGCAUUGCUUGCCUCCUCCUCACCCUGAACCUGGAGGCUAGAGACCUGAGGGAGGUGGGCUGAGGGGUCGCAGAGGGG
Messenger RNA from Acomys russatus (golden spiny mouse), 823 nucleotides. RefSeq names its product RAB13, member RAS oncogene family (gene Rab13). Gene Ontology annotation, cellular component: endosome; plasma membrane; synaptic vesicle. The record is from RefSeq and is a predicted model, not a curated record. The transcript has 8 exons. Gene Ontology annotation, molecular function: GTPase activity; GTP binding. The coding region runs from base 132 to 743 and encodes 203 amino acids. Lineage: Eukaryota; Metazoa; Chordata; Mammalia; Rodentia; Muridae. Gene Ontology annotation, biological process: cellular response to insulin stimulus; regulation of exocytosis; protein localization to plasma membrane.